AAAAGGCAUGCGUGAGCACGCUAUUUAUUAUGCGGUUGGUGCGGUAGAAUUCAAACACAAUAACAGCUGAUGUUCAUCACCACAUUAAUGUUAGUGUAUCUUUCUUUCAAUUGCGUGUAAGUGUAAGCAAUGACUAAGAAGCGCCGGUGCUGUAUAUGUGGAAAGGGUCGUCCAGUAACGUUACAUGGUUUUCCAAAAGAUGAUGUUAACCUUGCUUUGUGGAAACAAGUAUGUAAUUACGAUGACAAAGAUAAGGUUUCUAACCUUUUGAUAUGUUCAAAUCAUUUUCUACCUGAAGAUUAUAUUGACCCAAAUGCCAAGAACUUUGGCGGAGUAUUAAAGUUAAAAUCUAAUAGAGUUCCAUCUGUAUCUGUGCCAAAUAGACUCAUAAAAUGUGAAUCUAUGGUCGCAGCUUCUGUAUCGACAGAAAAUGAGGUUGCAAAAUCGCCGGAAAGAAUAGUACCGUCGCCAGUUACUGUACAAACAAUAGCUGCAACAUUAUUAAUACAGCAGCAAUUAUUUCCUGCAGAACCGCAAUUAACAGAAAGUGUGGAUACUGAAUUGGAUGAAACAUUACCACACACUCCCAAGAAAAGAAGAGUCCACUCUCCUCGUUAUAUUGGUGAAAUAACAUCUGCUGAUUUGGAAACUCCUCGAAGAGCCAAAAGGGCAGUGGCUUUAGCACAAGCCGAGGUACAAAAGAAAACGCGACUAAUUAAAAGUCUAAGAUCAAAAGUAACAAGAUUGGAAAAAAGAGUUGCAUCCCUGGAGAACAUCAUAAAGCAUCUAGCAGAGAAUGUUCUAUCUAAAGAUGUCAGUGAUACAUCAAUGGUACACUUAUGAUCUCUGCUUUAUCAUUUAUUAAAAAAUGUUUUGAUUUUUAUAGCUGUUUCAUGAAUAAAUUUAUGGUUGGGAGCAAAUCAAUGUGUUUCGUAAA
Onthophagus taurus is the source of this 937-nucleotide messenger RNA. Lineage: Eukaryota; Metazoa; Arthropoda; Insecta; Coleoptera; Scarabaeidae. The record is from RefSeq and is a predicted model, not a curated record.